Vombatus ursinus (common wombat) is the source of this 367-nucleotide messenger RNA. It is a transcript of the gene RPL38, whose product is annotated as ribosomal protein L38. Gene Ontology annotation, molecular function: structural constituent of ribosome. The record is from RefSeq and is a predicted model, not a curated record. Gene Ontology annotation, cellular component: cytosolic large ribosomal subunit; ribosome. Bases 106 to 318 code for a protein of 70 amino acids. The transcript is spliced from 5 exons. Gene Ontology annotation, biological process: protein-RNA complex assembly; translation. Lineage: Eukaryota; Metazoa; Chordata; Mammalia; Diprotodontia; Vombatidae.
UUGGCCGGAAGUGGAAGUUCAUCCUUUUGCGUCUUCCUCGGCUCCUUGGAAGUUGCGCGAUCUCUCGGGCCCCACGCCGCCCCUCGUCCCGCCGCCGCCGCCGCCAUGCCCCGAAAAAUCGAGGAAAUAAAAGACUUCCUGCUGACAGCCAGGCGAAAAGAUGCCAAAUCUGUCAAGAUCAAGAAAAACAAGGACAAUGUGAAGUUUAAGGUUCGCUGCAGCAGAUACCUGUACACACUGGUUAUCACAGACAAAGAGAAGGCAGAGAAACUUAAACAGUCCCUGCCUCCUGGUUUGGCUGUGAAAGAGCUGAAGUGAAGCAAUCAUUCAAUGUUCCACCUGUAUUAAAAUGUAGGGAAAAAAAGAA